CCGAGCCGGGCCGAGGAGGGGCCGAGCCGCGGGGGAUCCUGGACUCGCAGGGAGGGGGACUCGGGGAGGAAACGCGCGUCCCCGGCCCCGCCGGCGGCUCCCUCCGCCCCGCACCCGCCUGCGAUGCGCCGCCGCCGCCGCGGCCGGGAACAUGCUGGGCAUGUACGUGCCGGACAGGUUCUCCCUCCGGUCCUCCCGCGUGCAGGACGGGAUGGGGCUCUACACGGCCCGCGGCGUGAGAAAGGGUGAAAAGUUUGGACCCUUUGCUGGAGAGAAGAGAAUGCCUGAAGAUUUGGAUGAAAAUAUGGAUUACAGGCUGAUGUGGGAGGUGCGCGGGAGCAAGGGGGAGGUGCUGUACGUCCUGGACGCCACCGACCCGCGCCACUCCAACUGGCUCCGGCUCGUGCACGAGGCGCCCUCCCAGGAGCAGAAGAACUUGGCCGCCAUUCAGGAAGGGGAAAACAUUUUCUAUUUGGCAGUUGAAGACAUAGAAACGGACACAGAACUCCUGAUCGGCUACCUGGACAGUGACAGGGAGGCCGAUGAGGAGGACCAGCGCAUCGUGCCGGCCCUCACGGAAGGGGAGGCCGAGGAUUCUGAAUCCGCCGCCGGCAGAAAAGGUCGUGCUGGCCGGGGAGAGGACUGCGCCUGCCCGCACUGCGAGUCGAGCUUUGCCAGCGAGGACAUCCUGGCCGAGCACCUGCAGGCGCUGCACCAGAAGCCCACGGAGGAGAAGGAAUUCAAGUGCAAGAACUGUGGGAAGAAAUUCCCCGUUAAGCAGGCUUUGCAGAGACACUUUGAGCAGCAUCAGGGGACGUGCCGGGGCGAUGCCAGGUUCGUGUGCAAGGCUGGCAGCUGUGGGAAGAGGCUGAAGAGCAAGGAUGCCCUGAAAAGGCACCAGGAAAAUGUCCACACUGGAGAUCCUAAGAAAAAGCUCGUAUGUUCCGUGUGCAAUAAAAGGUGUUCGUCAGCAUCAAGCCUACAGGAACACAGAAAGAUUCACGAGAUAUUUGAUUGUCAAGAAUGUAUGAAGAAGUUUAUUUCAGCCAAUCAGCUAAAACGUCAUAUGAUCACACACUCAGAAAAACGGCCCUACCACUGCGAGAUUUGUGACAAGUCUUUCAAGAGGCUGGACCAGGUGGGUGCCCACAAGGUGAUACACAGCGAAGACAAACCUUACAAGUGCAAGCUCUGUGGAAAGGGCUUUGCCCACAGAAAUGUUUACAAGAAUCACAAGAAGACUCACUCUGAGGACAGACCAUUCCAGUGCGAGGAGUGCAAGGCUUUGUUCCGGACCCCGUUUUCUUUGCAGAGACACCUGCUGAUACAUAACAGUGAGAGGACUUUCAAGUGUCAUCACUGCGAUGCUACCUUUAAAAGGAAGGAUACGUUAAAUGUUCACGUCCAAGUGGUCCACGAAAGACACAAGAAGUACAGGUGUGAGCUCUGUAAUAAGGCGUUUGUCACACCGUCAGUGCUGAGAAGUCAUAAGAAAACUCAUACGGGAGAAAAGGAGAAAGUCUGCCCAUACUGCGGCCAGAAGUUCGCCAGCAGCGGGACCCUGAGGGUCCAUAUCCGCAGCCACACAGGCGAGCGUCCCUACCAGUGCCCCUACUGCGAAAAAGGGUUCAGUAAGAACGACGGGCUGAAGAUGCACAUCCGCACCCACACCAGGGAGAAGCCGUACAAGUGCUCGGAGUGCAGCAAGGCCUUCAGCCAGAAGCGGGGGCUGGACGAGCACAGGAGGACGCACACCGGAGAGAAGCCCUUUCAGUGCGACGUCUGUGACUUGGCUUUUAGCCUGAAGAAAAUGCUGAUCCGACACAAGAUGACUCACAAUCCCAAUCGCCCCCUGGCCGAAUGCCAGUUUUGCCACAAGAAGUUUACAAGGAACGACUACCUCAAGGUGCACAUGGACAAUAUCCACGGCGUCGCUGACGGCUAAGUGGGGGCUGUAAGGAGCUAAACCGCUCAGAAGGGUCUGAUGGGAAUCCCAGACUCCUCUCACCUGAUUAGUGCGGCAGAAGCCGCCAGAAGUAACCUGCUGGCUCCACAGUCCUUAUUUGCCUGCAGAUGUAGACCCUGAAGAUGCAUACACAAAAAAAAAAAGAAAAAAAUAAUGGUACCAAUGGAAAAAAACAAUGCCAUGGCCUCGCAGAAUACUACGUCUUAUAAAUACUCUGUCUUAUAAAAAUGGAGAAAAGGAGUCGUGGUUCUCCUUCUUGACCAGUUUCUCUGUAAUGAAGUUUUUAACAGACUCCCCUAACAGACCUUCUUAUUCUAUUGUUACUGUGUGUGCACGUGCCUACAAAUACUGGUUAUCACGGCUGGUUAUCAUUAACUUCAGCAGAAGGCAAUCAAGAUAUCCAACUAUUUCUUGGCAAAUAAGGGUAAGGGUGAGAGUCAUCAAAGGUCUCAAGCCACGGUAAUGGAGUGAAUAUUUAUACCUGCUAUUUUAUAAAACAAACCAAGAAUUUAUCUUAUCUACUAGCGCCAUCCAACAAACGAGUUUAAAAGAAAGAGAUAUUCGAGAACUAAACCAUCUAUUAAAACACUGCUCAUUUUAGAGACUUCCUAGGAGGAUUAUUUCGUGAUGCAGAUGCAGAUGUUCAUGGUCUGGACGACCUUUAUAAAAUCACAGAAAUGACCAUAACGCUUAAAUAGGCAUGUGGCUGCCUCUCCUGAGUUUAUACUGUCGAUAUUUAGAAAGCAGCGAGAUACAAAUGUAUAUAACUGAAAGCAGAAACAGACGCAUUUCCUCGUCUUUGUCGAGUGACCGAGUGGCAGGACAGUGGGGGCUUCGCCACAUUAGUUCGAUGAACGAGUCCUUUCCCUCCCAUUCCUUAGGGCACAGAGUCCUCGGCGCACGGACAUUCCAUUGUGCAAGAGACAUUUUCCAGAAUCUUGGCAGUAGGUGAUUCUGAAACACUCUUGAAUUAUCUUCAAUCAUCCCAUAUAAUUAGGAAUCCAGAAUAAAAAUUACAGAUCUGGCAGCCGUUAUGAUUGAAAUUAUUACUGAUGUUUAAGGGAAGUUGGAAGCAAGAAGUGUAAUUUCUUCCUCGAGGUUGUAUUUCAGCGUUACGCUCGGCAGCAGCACACAAUGAACAGCUUGUUUGGGGAGUCGGUACGAUACAGUGUAAUUGUGAUGUCAGAAUAACCUAAAGGAAUCCAAAAAACAGAAAAAAGUUAAAAUGAAACUGAAAUCAUGCACCUCUCUAGCUGGAACUCACUCAAAAGAGAUGAAGUAUAAUCUUGAGGGAGUCGUUGGCUCUAAGGAGUUGAGAAAGAUUAUCCAAAGACACAGUUCUUGACGUCAGGAGUCUCAUUUUAGAAUUAAUAUAUUCAUGCCCAGUUCCAUCCAGCUUUAAAAAGAAACAUAAAGAUUCAAUGUAGCCAUGUAAACUCUGUAAAAUACUGAGUUGGAAAGUCACCAGAGAUAACUUUUAAAAAUACAAAUCCUAGAAUUUUAGUUUAGAAGUUAUCUUAAGUAUGGUUAUCUAUAGCAUUUUGUAUCUGAAAUUAUAGACUAUUUUAUAAAAACAAAUUUUCGUCUUAUUUCUCACUGUGUCAUUUGUUUCAACAAUGUAUUUUUAGAUACAGAACGUUUUUGGUUGAACAAAACAGUGUGCUUAAUGCCAUUUGAGUACGAAAGGGCAGCUGUGCAGUUUGGUGGUGUGUGUUAUUUGAAUGUGUCGUGCUUAUUCCUUUGGACGCUGCCUUCUCUGUAAGGGGCCUUCGUGUCCCAGCUGUGUGCUGACUGACAUGUGCAGGGAGUCCAAACACCGAUGUUGUGUGGUCUCAGCGCACCACAGCUCCCAGGGCUGCUGGGAGACCACCCUGACCCCCAGGUGCCCCCCGGCGUGACCUGACCGGGAAGAGGUGCUGGGCCUCAUCCUGCUCAAGGUGUACAGACAAGGGAGUCUUCAGCAGGUGGUGUGGAAGGACCUACUCGUGCAUCGUCCCCUCCUAUCAAGGGACUGAAGCCAAAACGAGCCCUCACAAGGCUGUUUGUACUGCUGCAACCUUUUCUCCAAGAGAUGAUUAUUUAUGGUUUCAGAUUUAUUAGCAUUUGUGUGCUGCAGCUUUUAAAUCACAUAGCAAUAACAAAAAGAUGAGAACUUUUUUAGGCCUGUUUGACAAAUUAAAAACGUAGAUAGAUAGUCACAGAGGAAGUGCCUUCUAAGGCAAGCUGAAAUGCCUUUCUCCUGUUUCCUGCUGGAAAGAUUUUGGCUCAGCUGUGUUUCUCAGGAAAAGGCCAACCUCUCACGUGCCCAUGGAGUCUAAGGAACUCAGAAUUAGUAAUUGGCUAAGUAAUUUUAACGGGUAUUCAGUAAGGUGGGUGGGUUCGGGUAUCCCUUCAUAAUUACUGCCUCCAUGGUAUGUUAACAUUCGUGAUAUUUGUAUAUCUUGAAUUUCUUGUUUUGCAAUCACUGGCUUAUAUUAAUAUUUUUCUUUUUUCUUCUUUUUUUUGUGUUACUGGCCAUGAGGAAGGCUUUAUUGUUUAAUCAUGAUCGACACUUGCAGCAUAAAAGCAUUUAUUGGUCAUUUGUUCUUGGGAUUGCACAGGAUAGCUGAAACGCUACUUUCAAGACGCGUAUUUCUUAUAACCUCCGCAUGUGUU
Messenger RNA from Lemur catta (Ring-tailed lemur), 4621 nucleotides. It is a transcript of the gene PRDM5, whose product is annotated as PR/SET domain 5. The transcript has 15 exons. Lineage: Eukaryota; Metazoa; Chordata; Mammalia; Primates; Lemuridae. The record is from RefSeq and is a predicted model, not a curated record. Gene Ontology annotation, biological process: regulation of transcription by RNA polymerase II. Gene Ontology annotation, cellular component: nucleus. Gene Ontology annotation, molecular function: RNA polymerase II transcription regulatory region sequence-specific DNA binding; protein binding; DNA-binding transcription factor activity, RNA polymerase II-specific. Bases 152 to 1945 code for a protein of 597 amino acids.